This is a messenger RNA of Cynara cardunculus var. scolymus (artichoke), 1143 nucleotides long. RefSeq names its product probable F-actin-capping protein subunit beta. Gene Ontology annotation, cellular component: cytoplasm; F-actin capping protein complex. NCBI's taxonomy places the organism in Eukaryota, Viridiplantae, Streptophyta, Magnoliopsida, Asterales, Asteraceae. The coding region runs from base 3 to 770 and encodes 255 amino acids. Gene Ontology annotation, biological process: barbed-end actin filament capping; actin cytoskeleton organization; cell morphogenesis. The transcript has 9 exons. Gene Ontology annotation, molecular function: actin filament binding. The record is from RefSeq and is a predicted model, not a curated record.
AAAUGGAGGCAGCAAUGGGAUUGAUGAGAAGAAUCCCUCCAAAACACACAGAGACAGCUCUCUCCGCCCUCAUCAGCCUCUUGCCCACCUACUCCUCCGAUCUCCUCUCUCAAGUCGAUCAGCCUCUUCAGGUCUUAUGUGAUGUGGACAAUGGGAGAGAAUUCCUCUUGUGUGACUACAAUAGAGAUGCUGACUCUUAUAGAUCCCCUUGGUCAAAUAAAUACCACCCUCCGUUAGAAGGCGGGAAUUAUCCAUCUCUUGAAUUGAGGACACUUGAAAUUGAAGCAAAUGACGUCUUCACAGUAUAUCGUGACCAGUAUUAUGAAGGUGGUGCUUCAUCAGUCUACUUGUGGGAGGACGAUGACAGUGAAGGCUUUGUGGCUUGCUUCUUGAUUAAAAAAGAUGGAUCCAAGUAUGCACAUGGGAGAAGAGGUUACUUGAACGAGGGAGGUUGGGAUGCUAUACAUGUUAUCCAGGUGGGGCCAGACGUGGAAGGAAUGGCCGACUACUGUCUAACAAGUACUGUAAUGCUGUCAAUGACUACAGAUCAUGAGACAUCUGGCACAUUUAAUUUGUCGGGAUCUAUUCGGAGACAGAUGAAAGCGGAACUAUCAGUUGCAGAUGGCCAUCUAUGCAACAUGGGAAAGAUGAUAGAAGAACUGGAAGGAAAGUUGCGAUAUUCACUUGAUCAGGUAUACUUUGGGAAAACGAAGGAGAUGAUCUGGACAUUGCGUCCUCCUACCGAUCUUCCCUCCAGGAGACUUCCUUAAUUCCUGCAGAUUUUGUCGUAGCCAUCCAAGUUAUCCUUGAGACAAAGCAAACCUCGAGUGUGAGUCAUGUUUUUCGUCGCUAAAGCACCAUAUGCCCACUGAAAGAAAGAAGUGAAUUCAGAAGCUACAUGGCUAACUCUUGGACAUUUAGUAAAUCCCGGCAACGACAGCGGGAAUCGGAGAUUAGGAUUCGCUUUCUUUCUCGUCGUACCAAUAUAUCAAGGUGUUUAACGGUCAUAUAACUCGCAAAAAUUAGACUACCAUUGAAAAACAUAAUGUUAUUGGUUAAGUAUAUUGUUAUAAAGUGUUGGUACAUCUGUGCUCGACUCACCAUUUUUACAGUGGACGUUUUUUUCUUUACGGAAUUUAUCAU